This is a messenger RNA of Saccostrea echinata, 848 nucleotides long. RefSeq lists its product as uncharacterized. The record is from RefSeq and is a predicted model, not a curated record. Gene Ontology annotation, molecular function: translation repressor activity; ubiquitin protein ligase activity; protein binding. The transcript has a single exon. Lineage: Eukaryota; Metazoa; Mollusca; Bivalvia; Ostreida; Ostreidae. The coding region runs from base 138 to 848 and encodes 236 amino acids. Gene Ontology annotation, biological process: protein polyubiquitination; proteasome-mediated ubiquitin-dependent protein catabolic process; negative regulation of translation.
AUGAAUCCCCUCCUCCACUCAAACAGUUUCUAGAUGAACCAGAAAUUGUCACCACCAUAGACACUGGGUAUAGAUAUCUUUAUAAUGUAGCCUGUCUUAGUGAUAAAAAAAUCUGGACAAGUGGAUAUGACAGUACCAUGAAACUAUUCAGCAUCAAUCAGGGAUCCCUACUCAAGACAAUCACAACCAAAUCAGGAAAUAUGCCGUAUGCCAUGGUAGUGAGAAAAAAUACAGAUCUAGUAUAUACUGAUUAUGAUGAUAGAACUGUGAACAUUGUGAAGAAUGAGAAGAUAGAGGAAGUAAUCAGACUACAGAACUGGAGACCUCAUCGUGUAUGUAGUACUUACUCUAGUGACCUCCUGGUUACCAUGGACAGUGAUGACAACAAACAAUCAAAAGUUGUCCGUUACUCUGGCUCCACAGAGAAACAAACUAUUCAGUUUGAUGACAAAGGUAAAAAUCUCUAUUCGACUGGUUCUCCUUACUUCAGAUGCAUUAAAUACAUCAGUGAGAACAGGAACUUGGAUGUCUGUGUGUCUGAUGAUGGAGCUAGAGCAUUAGUGGUGGUUAAUCAGGCCGGGAAACUUAGAUUCAGGUACACUGGACAUACUCCUGUCCCAAAUAACCUACCAUUCAGCCCUCGAGGAAUCACCACAGACAGUCAGAGUCAUAUCUUAACUGUUGAUUGCAAUAACCACUGUGUCCACAUCAUAGACCAGGAUGGACAGUUUCUCCGUUAUAUAGACUGUGGCCUCAGAUAUCCAUGGGGACUCUGUAUAGAUACAAUCGACAAUCUAUUUGUUGCUCAAUGGCAAAACAAUCAAGUGAAGAAAAUUAGAUAUUACUAG